CACACACAAGCCUGACCCCAAGUGGCCCUCACCAUUCAAACCAAUCCUCUUUGUAUUCUGAGAGGUAGUACUAUGCAGGUACUACUACUCCCAGGAUGCUCCCUGGCUCCGUUGCUUCCGGGUCCAGUGUUGCCAGGGGAGAGGUGGCCUCGUCGGGGACCUGUUGGAGAUGACAGCUGAAGAAAGCGGAUUAAACAAUAAACCCCGCAGAUAGCGAAGAAACCUUCUCUCGCAACACUGUGGAAGAAAAAGGGGCACUGACCCAUGGAGUCGUUGAUCAGCGCAGUGGCGCCUCGCUCCCCAGCCAUCGUCAAGAGGCCCUCUGAGGUGGACUUCCGGUCGGGGGCCACGCUGGAGCAGCUGUCCCUGCAGGCGUCUGAGCUGGUGCUGCUGGAGCAGGGAGACUUUGGGGACCAGACGGCCCUGGAGGUCCACACGGCCAAAGACUUCAUCUUCAACAUGCUAGGUCUGGUCCAGAAGGUGGACCAGCGCCUCCCGGUGGCCAACGAGUACCUGCUGCUGUCCGGCGGCGCCCGGGAGGGCGUGCUGGACCUGAACCCCGAGAACCUGGGCGACUACGCCAAGGGCGCCGACUUCGACCUGGACUUCACCCUGCUGGUGCCGGCGCUGAAGCUCCACGACCGCAACCAGCCGGUGACGCUGGACAUGAGGCGCUCGCCGCCCUGCCACUCGUGGCUCAGCCUGAGGCUCUGCGACUCGGCCACGCUGGCCCGCUGGAGCGUCUGCUGCCAGGAGGAGAACCUGCUGCACCCGGCCGAGGACGAGGAGGAGUACGAGGAGGAGCUGGGCAGAGGCUCCGCCUCCUCGCCCGGCUCCCCCCAGUCUCUGGACGGCUGCUACUUCUCCCCGGCGCUGGUGACGGACUGGUUCUGGGCCGUGGUGAGCCAGGCGGUGGAGGAGCUGCGGCGCAACCCCAAGAGGGGCAUCCCCGUCCCGGAGAGGCUGGAGCGCAACGGGCCCCUCACCACCAUCAUCCUCCAGGCGGGCUCCAGCCGGGUGCUGUACGACCUGGUGCCUGUGGUGUCGUUCCGGGGCUGGCCCGCCGUGGCCCAGGGCUGGCUGACGGCAAACCACUUCUGGGACGGCAAGAUCACGGAGGAGGAGGCCAUCUCGGGCUUCUACCUGCUGCCCUGCUGCUCGCCGCUGGCCGGGAGGCCCGACCGGGAGUGGAGGCUGGCCUUCUCCCGCAGCGAGGUGCAGCUGAAGAAGUGCAUCCCCUUCCCCAUGGCGCAGGCCUUCCAGGCGGCCAAGGCCGUGCUGUCCCGCCUGCUGUCGCGGCCCCGCACGGGCCUCAGCCCCUACCACCUGCGCACGCUCCUCUUCUGGGCCUGCGACCGCCUGCCCGCCUCCUACCUGUCCUCCCCCGAGACGGACACGCCCGGGCGCCUGCUGCUCGGCCUCCUGGACGACCUGGCCCACUGCAUCCUGGGCAAGAACUGCCCCAACUACUUCCUGCCGCAGUGCAACAUGCUGGAGCACCUGUCGGACGGCCAGGCCCUGCUGCUCGCCCGCAAGCUGGGCCACGUGCGCUCGGACCCGGCCGAGCACCUGCGCGCCGCCCUGGACCAGGCGCGGCAGGCGGGGCAGCUGAAGAAGGAGGCGCUGGCGGGCGGCGGCGGCGGCGCCAACGGGCAGGCGGGGUCGCCGGGCCACGGCCCCGCCAACGGCAUCAUCUCGCCGUGCGAGGACAAGCUGGCCCAGCGGCUGCAGCAGCUGGUGACGGAGAACCCGGGCAAGUCCAUCUCGGUGUUCCUCAACCCCGACGACGUGACGCGGCCGCACUUCCGCAUCGACGACAAGUUCUACUGAGGCACCCCCUCCCCCCCCCCCCCCCCCGCGCGCGGACGAGUCCCGCCGCCGCACGACUGUCCCGCCACGGCCGUCCGCUCAAAGCUCACACUGCAACACCCCCCCCCCCCCCCCCCCCCCCCCGCGCUCUUCCCCGCGCAUCUCUCUCGGAGCGCGGGCCGACGACUCUUCCGUCCCAACCCGCGUGAUCGCCAUCAGCUCGUCAACUCCGGCCGACGAUGAGCGAUGCUCAUAGCGAACUCUGCUGACGCGACCAAACACUGCUGCUUGCCAGAAUUCUUCUUUUUUUAAACCAAAAGCGUUGGUGUGUGUGUGUGUCCUCCGAGUGCACCCUUUAAAGAAAUAACAAAGGAGAAGACGUACCAAACCCCGCUCCCCACGGAGCACAUCUCUCCGCCCCAGACACCCAAUUUAGAGCACCCCGCCACCGAGACGGCGUCGAUCCGACCACGGUAACAAGCCGGCCUUAACGAGACCUUUCAGAUGGUGCUUUGAGACCGGGGUGCCAGCAGGGGUAAUGGGAAACGAUGGAGAAGAAACGUUGUGUGUGUGUGUGUGUGUGUUUGUGUGUGUGUUUGUUGUCUGGGUUUUGAUGAACUGUUCUCAAGACGAAAAGGGCGAUGGACGACGCAAAGUGUCUGAAUAUCCUUUGUAUUUUAUUUUAUUUGGACCCACUCGAUAGAAGAUUGUGAAUGUAAAGAAGAAAGUUGGAGAGAAGCCAGGCUAAACGGAGGUGUGGCUGAUGCAACCCUUUGUAACGUUGGCUAAUUAUUUGACUUAAACAGGCCAACAAAGGCUGCUCUCUUUCUGCCCCCCUCUAGUCCCACUCUCCCAUUCUCCCUCUUCCCCUCGUCCUCCCUUUUUGCUUUCCUUUUCUUUCUCAGGUAUAUCUCACGUCGCCGUCCCCUGGUGUGAGUGACGCCACGUGUCCUAUCGCCUCGGCCGUGAUUUCCCCCCUGACCCGUUUGUCUCUUUUUAUCUCCUCGGCCCCCCCCCUCCUCUCCGUUGUGUCCUCAUUGCAUCGUACAGCGGAGCGCACCAAAGAGCGACGUCAGGGGAAGGAGAAGAACUCCACUGCUCCCCAGAGUCUUAAAGUCUUAACCGCCUCUGCCCUCCGUCCAGCUCAGUCGACCCCCGGUCGCAAUCCCAUCCCGUAGCCCGGGGAGAGGGAGAGGGAGAGAGCGAGGGGUUAGGGACUCCACAUAGCUAGGGCCCCAUGCCUGCUGGUAGGAGUGGCUGCCCGAGUGUUUCAGUGUAGAAAUAUUCAGUCACUCGUGAAUUCAGACUCGUGCGCAGUAAAGAAAACGCACUUGCUCUUGAGGUAUUCUAUUUUUUGUGUUUCAUUUUCUUACCUUACUAAUUCUUAUUUUUUUGGCCUAGUUUCACGUGUAAUUGCAGGGGGAGAUCAGUCCUGCUGAUAAUUGCGCUAUAUCUCGUCGGCCCGGUUGGGCUUUCUUACAGGCUGGUGUGUGGCGUGUGUAACGUUUGUGUGUGUGUGUCAGUGUGUGUGUAGGGAAACCCACAGCGGGGUGCGACACGGACAGACGCCUCACACGAAAUAUCACCCCCCCCGUGGUGAGGGACUUUUGGGCUCUGGUUGCAAUCUCGUCUCCCCAGAUGUGAGUCGGAGGGAGGGAGGGAGGGAGUGAGGGAGGGAGGGAGGGAGUGAAGGGUAGCUGGGCGGGCGAUGGACGGAGCGGAUUGGGAGAGAGCAACAAGAGAGAGAGUUUGGAGGCCGUCGUGUGCCUCUAGGGGGCGACCAUCUUCAGUGUCUCCCCCUCAUCCCGCUCUUUCUUACCCUCCCCCUGCUCUCUUCACCCCCACCUGCUUGUCGUUCUGUGUCUUUUCUGUCUGCUCGUUAUGUCUUGUACUCCUUCUCUCGUUCUGUCCUCUCUUCCCUUCCAGUCGUCAUCUUAUCUCUGUGUCCCUUCCUUUACCCCCUCCCUCUUUCCCGCUCUCUCGCGCUCCUUUUGUCACCUCAAAUUGGCCUAAGCUUUUCCUCUGUCAUUAUUUGGCUUUCGUCUUGAUCUGCUAGUCGCUCUCUUGACCAGCCUAUUACCGUUCUAUCCAGUGGUAGAGUGUCGUUGCUGCCUUGCUCGAUAGCGUUGAGAACCCCCUUUCUAAGUCAGCGAUGUUGACCGAUACACACCGACACAUACACACACAUAAAAAAGGAUGUUGUUGGCUUAUGUUGAUCCACUUAUUGUAACUGGCUGAAUGGACCGUUGGCUACUGUGUUUUAGUGCGUUUAGUUGCAACCAUGCUGGGUGUAAGCUAGCUUGUAACCAGGUUGUAUUUCUCCUGGGUGCGCUACGAUGAGUUCGGCUGACCAGUGGCUGGAUCGGACUGCUUAUGUAAUGUCGGUACUUUUUCAAAAUGAUGGUUUUUAAAAGCGUGUGCGUGUUUUAUUACUGAGAAUUUUUAAUCAGGUGGUCGACGUUAUCUCGGAAGGCUACUGGCACUUUGUGUGUGUGUGUGCGUGUGCGUGCGUGCGUGCGUGCGUGCGUGCGUGCGUGCGUGUAAAAAAAAAUGCAAAAAAAACAUUUCCAAAGCAAGUUGUUUUAGCUGGACAGAAUUUGAAAUGUGAGAGUGUGUCUUCAGCACUUUUUAAAUAUGGAUGCACCACAGCCUAGUUGGAUCGCUGAUGAGAAAACAUUUCGCGCCGUUUAGCUUAUAUAUACACAAACUAUGUAUAAAAUAAAUAAAUAUAUAUAUAAUAUAAAUAUAUAUAUAGAGGGAGAGAGAGAGAUGUCCCUCCUCUGAUGCUAAUAGACAGCUCCACUUGCUUCAGACAUUGUAAACAUGAAACACUACCACAAUCUAUGUAUUCAUGGGUUAAGCUAACAAUUUGUUUGUCCUUGAUUUCUAAAUAUGCAAAAGUCUAUUGCCUCAUUGGAUUGAUAGACUCAUGCAAGGAAAGAAAAACUGAGAAAUACUGGGUUUACAACCCCAAAGGCAUUGAAAAAGUGCUACAAUUAAACACUCAUUUUUAUUAUCAUAGUUAUUGAUAUUAUUUACAAAUCAUAUCGUUAUGAAAGCCAAUCUUGAUUGGUGAUUGUUGUGAUCUUUGCUGUUUGCUCAAACUACUGAAGAUUGUUUUAAGAUAUCUUUCAAAAGUGACAAGAAAUACAAUGAAUGUAUAUCAGGAAAUUGUCUACUGAAUCAAAACCCUGCUACUGAAUCAGCUUCCUUAAUGUAAAGAUCUGAAUCUGUCUGAGAACAAGAGGCCUAUACUGACUUUUCCAAUAGUACUGCUACUUUGAAAAUGUGUGUUGAAAUUAUGCUCACAUUGUAUUGAAUCGCUCCAGUUUCUUGUGUACUAUAUUUCUAUCCGUUUUAUGAAUUCUGUUCUUCCUUAUUCGAAUUGAGUAUGAACAUAGUUUUUCUUUUCUGUAUCACAAACGUUUUUCUGUAAUGCUGUGACGGAGGGGUGCGCUGUGUUUGAUAUUUUUUAAUCCUGAAUGGUACAGCGGUAGCAUGAAAUAAAUCACUACAUUUAAAAUUA
Gadus morhua (Atlantic cod) is the source of this 5335-nucleotide messenger RNA. It is a transcript of the gene tmem102, whose product is annotated as transmembrane protein 102. Bases 265 to 1830 code for a protein of 521 amino acids. The transcript is spliced from 6 exons. NCBI's taxonomy places the organism in Eukaryota, Metazoa, Chordata, Actinopteri, Gadiformes, Gadidae. The record is from RefSeq and is a predicted model, not a curated record.